CAUAAAAGUAGUGUCGAAAUAGUGCUGGGACAGUGUGCUGGGCUUAGCAGGCAAGCAGCGGCCACCAUGCAGGUGCAAACCAAGCACUACCCCAAGAACUGCCUGCUGACUGUCAUGGACCGCUACUCAGCCGUGGUGCGCAACAUGGAGCAGGUGGUGAUGAUCCCCAGCCUCCUGCGGGACAUGCAGCUGAAUGGGCAGGGGCAGCAGGCUCAGGAUGGGCCCCCCGAUCUCUAUAACUGCUUCACCAUGCUCAAGGCCAUCCGCGUGGAUGUGGACCAUGGGCUGCUGCCCCGAGAGGACUGGUGGUCCAAGGUGGCAGGUGCCAGAGCCCACGAGGCCGAGCAUGAAGCUGCAGAGACAGAGGACAAGGAGGAAAGGGUGUUGGGGCAGCUGGACCUGGAAGCUCAGUUCCACCUGCACUUUUCCAGCCUUCAUCACAUCCUCACCAACCUUACCCUGAAAGCUGAGGAGGUGACAAGGAAAUACCAGGAGAUAAUGGGACAGGCCAUGUAGGCCUUGGACUCUAGGGAAGGUAAUGGUGGCGUUGGUGGGGAUCAGAGUCCACUGAGGGACAUUCCAGGGGAGAUGCAACCCAGUGGGAGUGGGAGAACCUGGGUCUCAGACAGGCACCCUCACUUCUGGGUAUUAGGGCCAUAACCUGGGAGGGCUCAAGGCUAGGCCUGUCUUACUGUCUUGACCCAGGCUUGGUAAGUAAUGGCCAUGAACUGCAGGGUGACAGUAGGAAAGGUGGCCCGUGAAUGCAUACCUGUGUGCACAUGUGUGUGCUUGCACAUUCGUGCAUUU
Odobenus rosmarus divergens (Pacific walrus) is the source of this 807-nucleotide messenger RNA. RefSeq names its product thyroid hormone responsive (gene THRSP). Gene Ontology annotation, cellular component: cytosol. The record is from RefSeq and is a predicted model, not a curated record. The transcript has a single exon. Bases 67 to 516 code for a protein of 149 amino acids. NCBI's taxonomy places the organism in Eukaryota, Metazoa, Chordata, Mammalia, Carnivora, Odobenidae. Gene Ontology annotation, biological process: regulation of lipid biosynthetic process.